Molecule: messenger RNA, 7173 nt
Organism: Stegodyphus dumicola
Lineage: Eukaryota; Metazoa; Arthropoda; Arachnida; Araneae; Eresidae
Source: RefSeq, a predicted model, not a curated record
UAUUUCUACGAUUGGAGGAUGAUGCGGAAUAGUGUAAUACUUACCUUUGAUGACGUUCUGUUCAGUUUGCUACUUAAAUUUAUUGCAGAAGUGAUGCUGAAAUUGCAUUAAAUGUGUAAUUUAUGUUCUCUGAUUCGUGUUCGGAAAAAAGCGCUAAGGUUUAGUACUGUGAGUUGGUGUAGUAAUUGUCAAAAUGUGUAGAUACGCUUAUGUCUUGCUACCUGUGAUAUUGCUGUUUGUUUUUGUCACGGAAGUAUCUAGCAUUGUUUGCACCAGAGAGGAUAUAGUGUAUGAUACCAGGCCUUUAGUAUGUCCUGGCCCAAAUGAUCCCAAGGACCGGAUUUAUUGCUGUGGUCCUAAGAAACUGCGUUACUGCUGUAGUUAUGCAGAUUAUGCAUCUGCUAUUAAUACCAUAGGGAUCAUAGUUGGAGUGCUGGUGACAGCUCUUGUUGUUGUUGUUAUCAUAGUGGUGGUGUCAUGUUUCUGCUGUAGUUGUUGUCUCCUGGCCAAACGUCGUAACAGGCAAGGAAACACAUCUUAUGCUGCAAGUCAGCCGGCAACGACCACUACGACGACAACAGCUCAUUAUUCGGCCCAGCCAGCUUUUCCAAUUCAGACUUUCCCUACAGCCUAUCCACAACAGCAGUUCCAGCAGCAAUACCCUCAACAGCAGUUUACCCAGGAGCAUUUCCAAUAUCCACCAAAUCCAUAUCCACCUCAAAUACCUUAUUCGGCUGCUGGUGGAUACCAGGGUGGGUAUCCACCACCUGCUGGAAAUCCUCCACCAUAUCCAGUUAACGAUCAACCACCAUACAAUCCUUCUUUUGGAAAAUGAAUGUCCUGCUCACAUAUUGGAGGAUGUGGAAAAAUUUUGCAGUUUCUCUUGAUUGGCUGAUAAAUUGUACACUUUUUAACCGAUGGUUGAAAAGGUAAAUAUAUGGGAAAAAAUGAGGCAGCUCUGAUCAAGUAAAAUUUAUCACUAUACUGUCGGAGCUGUCUGUAUGUUUUGUGAUACUUAAGUUAAUUUUCUGUAUCUGUAACUUUUAGCUUUCAUUUCACUAUUAUUUAUUUUUUCAUUUUUAUUUUGAGAUACUAUACAUGACUGCUGAGUUUGUUUUAGUGAAGGUGUGUGUCUCAUUUUAAACACCAGCCAUUAUCUGUAUAACUAUUUGCAGUAGAAGGUUGUUUAUCUUCAAUGUCUGAAUGUGUAUGUGGAAUGUACUAUAUUUGAUAUUGAUGAAAUUUCUCGUUUACUUAAGCAAAAACGUGUAUGAUCAAAUGUUUCCUUUUCUUGCCUUGAAUUUUCUUAUGAAAAGAACUGGAAGUUAAAAUUAAGUGAAAAGGUAAUAUACAUAUUUAACUGAAAUGUGAGAUUGCAAUAAUUGUACAGUGAGAGAAUCCAUUUUGAUGCAGGAGAUGUGGCUGCUCUUGAAUCGAAUUUUUUGACUGAAAGUGAACAAAUCAGAUACUGAGCUUGAUUAUCUUCAUGACUGUUUACCAUGGUUUAAGGAUAAAUAAUCUUCUACUGUAUUAUUAGCAGUUAUUCAGUAAUCAUGUAUUUAAUCUGAAGUACUUGACAUAAUUUGUAAUAUCUGAAACUUAUGACCAAUUUUGUUUUAUGAUGCAGUUUAUAAUGUCAGGUACUCUGAUGCCAGUGUAUGUAAAUAUUAAUUAGCUUUUUCAAAAUUUGGUUGGAUCAGUUUAAUUCUUAAAUGUAGUAUGGGUAUGUAAUGCUGCAUUGUAGUGAAUGUUGAGUUUCUGUGAUGCUAAUCUGUACAGUUGCUGUUAAAUCAAUUGUACUUUCUAAAAAUGAUGAUUAAAAAAGCUUGAUUCUUGUAUGUAUUUACACAGCAUAGUAUAAAAAUUUAAUAUAUGCUGUUUUUAGACUAACUGGCUUGUUACACUUUUUAAUAGCUAUUUAAAAACUAAGUAACGAAGUCUAACUAUUUGCUAUUUACAGGAACAAAAACUAUUUAAGUUAAUGAAGUUUUCAUCUGAUAAAUGUGUAAUGAAAAUGAAUAUUCAUAAGUUAUGCAAAUAUUAGACUUAUUUAGGUGCAAAUGCACCUUUCUUAAAAAAAAAAAAAAAAAAAAAAAAAAAAAAUCCUGCUUCAUUCUUGCAGUUACAGUGCAUAUAGUAAAAAGAAUUUAUUUUCAGAAGAAUAAUUUAGAGGUAAUUCUAUAUUUAAGCUAAAUUUUGUCUAAUUUUUAUUAGUGUAUUUUCAUACAUGAAGUUUUAAUAGUCCAGACAAAUUACAUUCAGAACAGAACUGUUAAAAUUUAAAAUCUGGAAUCUUGGAAUAUCGAGAUGAGUUUAUUGAUGCUUAUAUGUAAUGAUUUUCCUUACUUGUAAAAUAUGAACUAAACAAGCAAACCUAUACUAUUGCUUUAUGUAAAAAUUGUCUUUGUUGAUGCAUGUAUGUAAAUGCUGUUCUCAUGCUCAUAAAUAUGUAUGUUAAGUGGUAGUUUAUAGAAUUGUAUGCCAUUCACAUUUUAAGAAUGGUUUUGCUGUCAGAAUCUCAUAUAGUGCAAUGAUAUAUAAAACAUUGCUUUUAUAUAUUUGAAACUUUUCACAAUACCUCUUUCUGGGUAGAGGAAAGUCUGUAUAGAUUUUCUGCAUUUAUUUUACUUAUUUUAAGCCAUAAUUUUGUUAAUUUUUUUGGUUUCUCUGAUAGCAGUAGAGUGCCAUGUAUUAAAAAUUUAUCUGUUUGAUGAAAAUGGAAAAAUUUCAGUUUGCUUAUUCAUGUGUUUUUAAUUUCCAUACACACGGUGUUCUGUUACCAUGUGCAAUUUCAUAUGCGUGCAUUGGAAUUUUGAAAUUUGAACUGAAUGUAAAUAUAGGUGCAGUGUAAUACUUUUCAACAAAAGAAUAUAACACAUUUAAAUUGCUGUUACUGUAUACAGUACAAAGAGUUUACUAGUGUCAUAUAUUUUUGGAUUGUAUGAGUUUCAUCGACUUUAAAUAAAUUAAUAUUGUGAUCAUGAAGUUUCACGUCAAGGAUCUGAUGAAAUCCAUCUUGGAAUUUGUUUACUUUUCCAGAGCAGUGAAGAUCAUCAUUACACAGCAAAUUCAUACUGAGCUUUAUUUAAAGCUAACUCUUUAUCUGUAUGAGAAUUUGAUAAUAUGUUGUUAAUCUUUUAACUGUUUUUGAGUAACUGGUGUAAAUAAUAAUUUGAACUUUUAAACGGGAUUUUAGCUAACUAAUAAGUUUGAAUUGUAUAUGUAAAAUUUAUUAAUCAUUUGUUAAAUUUCAUAAGAAAUGAUUUUUUGACAAAAUUCACGAGUUCAUCUUGAUUAGCAGACGUCCCAUUUUGAAAUUAGAAAUGUAUGUGUUUUUCCUUAUUUAUGUAAGAAUUGUAAAGAAAGCAUUAAUAUGUCAUAUUUUUUCAUGCAGAAUAAAUGAUAAAAAUAUUAAAACAUGUUACAUAAAUAGUUUUCUUAACAUAUAGUUCCUCCUUGUUUAGCUGUAAUUCUCCCCCCUCUCAGAACGUACUGAAUUUUGGCACCUGCCAUGACUAUUAAAUAGGUUGUAUAAAUGAUGAGGCAUUGCUAUGCAUUGUUUAUCUUCUAUUUUAUUUUGUAAUACUCAUUCUAAUAGGUUAAAGCUGGGGCCAUUUUUUUUUUUUUUUUUCCUAAUUUUUUUGUUGUUACUUUGUGCCAACAUAAUAUGUGCGGAACUGUAGUUUUGAGAUUUUGUGUAAUUAUUAUGAAGCAUUAUAAUUAAGCAAAGAUGGCAAGAAUUUGUAAAACAAUUUUAAUAUAAUUAUUAUUCAGGCAUUUUUAGAAAAGAAGAAAAGUAAUGUACAAUGGUUAAAAUUCUGCAAUAAUUUAAGAUAUUUAAAAAUGCAUAACUUGUUUGUGUCACAAAAACAUUGCUGACUAGAAAAUAUUUUUUUCCAGUUCUUUAAUUUUCAUAAAAAAUAGCUUUUGUUACUUGCUUAUAUAUAUAUAUAACUACACACACUUAUUUUACAAAUUCAUUAUUUAAGAAACAAACUUUUAAGGAUAAACAAGUAUUAUUUCAUGGUACAGUUUAAAAUUUUAUUGUUUGUGAAUUGAAGUAUAAUUUACAAAGUGUGUUUGAUAGUACAUUUUUCCACAUUUCAUGCUUUUUGAAUGUGUAGUCAUUUGUGUAUUCUGAUGUUUCUAUCUACUAUAUUGCUCAAUCUAUUUUUGUAGUGUCUUUGUUUUUAUUAUAAAGCAUUAUAGCCUGUGAUUAAGAAGAGGAUGCUAGAAGUGUUGCACUGGAAUUUGCUGUUUAGAUCUGACUCAGAUCUUUGAAAUUUUUAUUACAGUGAAUUUAAGAAGGCAGAUCUAUUAACAAACUGUUUUUGUGUGAAAACUGUGGACUGGGUAUUGAUAUGAAAUCUGUAAUAUUAGAAUUUUACUGUCAGUCAGUUUUAAAUAAUAUUUAAACUAAAUUAGAUUCUGUAUCUCUGUGAACUAAUGAAAUUACUUAUAUUCCAAGUCUGUCGGAUUCUAGAGUUUUAGAUUUUAAAUUGGAUUAUGCAUAACCCUACUAAUUCAUAUUUUCCUUCAGUUAUUUUUGGUUAAACAAAGCAUCAGAUAUAUGAAAUUUCUUUUGAUUAUUAUUAGAUUUAAUGCUAUAUAUCUAAAUUCUGUUAGUUUGAUUUAUUCCGUCAAAGUUAAAUGUUUAAUAUUUGUCACUUUUAUGACUGUGUUGAAGUUCUCCAUUCUUUCUUAUUAAUAGAACUCAUUUUAGUUUGGUUAAUUUUGUUCCUCCUAUUCAGUAUACACUCAGCAUUUCUCAAACUUCAGCAUCAUAACCCAUAUGCAUGCAACUGCCAAUUUUUAUAGUGACUCAGUGUUGUUAGAUUGAAAAAUAAAGAGGAUGAGAAAGAAAAUAAAAUAAUAAUAAUAUGUGCGGAUGCCAAUAAGUAGGUCACAAAAGGCAGUUACUAAACAGUCUAAUGUGACACUCACCGGAAAACUAGUUUAUUUCUCGUAACUUAAUCAUCAUAAUUAUUUGUACACUUGUUCCAUUGCUUUAUCAGUGCUCCAUUACCAGCUGUGCAAAAUUCUUUGAGUUGCUGUCUUAGCCAUAUCUUGAACACUGUUAUCAUGUGCAAAGCAUUUGCCUCCAUGAUGUUUUGAUGUUUUUUAGUGGACCAAACAGGUAUUACAAUUGUUAUUGUGUACAGUAUAGUUUUUAAAUUAAUUCCUCUACCUUCUACACUGGUGAGUUUUUCUAAUCUGAACAGUUUCUAUCACUGAUUUUGGAGUGGUAGUGAGAAAGCUUCUUGCCUCACUUGUGCUUGACCAGCUUUAUGCAGCAAGCACUUCUUUCCUUAAGCAGGAAACUUUCCUUUAUGAAUAUCAUUUGAAAACAUUUCCCCUUCUUCAUCCAAAAAAGCAGAUAACUGAAUGCUACUCUUGUUUUGUAUAGUCACUGAGUUUCAUUGGCAUCUUGAAACUGAACUACACAUGUGCAACUGAUACUUGGUAACUAAUAAAAUGAAUUCAUUAGCUAGGAUGGUUAUGCCACUUACUAAUGUGCAUGAAAAAUGCUCAUUGCUGCUUUCAAAUGUAUCAUACUAAUUUUUGACUUCACAAUUUCCCAUCAUAAUAUGUAUAAUAAUUAAUAAUUGUAAAUUAAUUAACAAAUAUAAAUAAAUACGUAUAUAGCAAAGUAAAAGUCCUCAUAACUUUUCACAACCCACUUAAAACUGGUCCACUAAAGAUUAGAAAUGAUCAUGCAGUGACAAAAAAAAACAUGAUUUCAGUUUGAGAAACAGUUUGAAGUUGGGAAUUUUCAAAGGUAUCUAAUUUUCAAUAUUUUUUUAAAAUUUUUGAUAAAUGUUUGUACUAGCAUAAUUUCAGGAAUCAUUGGCUCAAAAAUUCAAUUUUAAAAUAAUCCAAAUAACAAAAUCCAUAAUAGACUUAAACCUUGAACUGUGGAGAUGAAAACUCUAAUUUUGGCUGAAAUUGGCUGGAGCUUAAACAUUUAGGGGAUUAAUUGGCUGUCUGAAAUUUACUGCUUUUUUUGAAAGGUCUCUUUCUCUAUCUCUCUUUUGUUUGUUUGCUUAUUUUGGUAAAGUCAUUUACUAAUUUGUAUUAUAUAUCUAUGUGUAUUAUUUAAAGAUCAUUUUUAACUUAAAUUUGUUACUUUGUAGACACUACUUUAUUUUUAAUAGCACAUUAGUUUAUUUUGUUUGAAUGUUCCAAGUAAAAUGGAGAUGAAUGUUUCGUGCAAUUCGCUUUUAUAUGCUUUUUUUUAAAUUUUAUACAUGUGGUUCAAUAUUUGUAAAAAAAAAGUUUAUAUAUGAGGUUAAUUAAAUGGAUAAUAUUAUUAAAUGGAAAUUAUGAUUGUAUUUGAGUAUGAUUAUUCAUUUAUAUAUUUGUGUAUUCUGGUGAAAAAAUUAUGCAUUAUUAAUAUUGAAUAUCCAUUCACCUUAAUGCAAUUUUUCAUAUCUUAUUUACAGAUGUAUAAUAAUUCUUUAUUAUAGUCAAAAAUGCAUCUAGUCAAGGGGAGAGAAUUUUGUCAAUUUGUCAUUGAAAAACAUAGCUUUUAAUUUUCAAAACACACUGAACAAAUGUUUGAGUUGUAUGAUUAAUUUAAUGUAUUGACGUGUACAAAUGUAUGUAUGUAGAUUUUUCAUAGCAAAUGUAAACAAUAUUUUAAGUUUAAUAUCAUUUUAUAAUUUUACUUAUCAUGAUUUUUUAUUUUAUGAAAUCAUGAAUCUGAUAGGAGAUGAUAUUUUUACUAAAAUGUAAGUAAUGGAAAAUUAAAAAUAUUGAUUUAAAGUAUGAAAUUUUAACUUUUAAAAUUCCAUAAAAUGUAUUUAUACUUGUUCAAUAUUCAGGUGAUUUUAAUCUGAGCUAAUGACUCUAGAAUAUAGCACUGUUAAUUAAUACCCUUAUAUAUGUGUAAAAUAUUUAUAAUCACUUUCAUAGAGCUGGGGUACUUGUUCAGAUUCUUUAAUCAUGUGAAAGAUACUGGCAGUUCUCUUUUUGAAGAAUUUAGAAUAGUAGGUAAUUGAAUUUUACUGAAAGUGUUUGUGGUUGUAGAAAAGUAUGAUCUGGAGAUUGUACUGUGUGGAAGAAUAUUUGGUGUACCGAUACCUGAGAAAUUACAUAAGUUAUACAAUAAAAAAUUGUACAUUAUGUCAUGUGGCAUGUUAUUUAUUGUGUUAAUAAAUAUUUAUUCUGUCA